Messenger RNA from Cajanus cajan (pigeon pea), 2568 nucleotides. RefSeq names its product Leucine-rich repeat protein kinase family protein. Gene Ontology annotation, molecular function: protein kinase activity; protein binding; ATP binding. The record is from RefSeq and is a predicted model, not a curated record. Gene Ontology annotation, biological process: protein phosphorylation. NCBI's taxonomy places the organism in Eukaryota, Viridiplantae, Streptophyta, Magnoliopsida, Fabales, Fabaceae.
UCACCAAAUCCCAACUGUACACAGCUCCAAGAACCAAAACCAAAACAAGACCUAAAAAAAUUGCUUCUUUUUUAUCUUUUUCAUUUUGAUGAAAGAAAAUCCCCCAGAUUCCACAUUCAAUUAACCAUCUUCCAAGUUCCAACCAUUUAUGAUUUAACCCUCACACUCACACUUUUUAUCUCCGCGUCUCCUCGCACCCCACAAGUCAAUGGCAGCGUCCCAAAAGCGUUAGACCCAAAACCCAGAAUAAAAACCGAACCUUUAGCACUCCCACACCCUCCAUGGAUCUCCGCAACACGUUUUCCCCUUCCUUCUUCGUGCCCCUCUUCCUGGGCUUCAACCUAUUCUUCUUCUUCGCUUCGUCGCAGGUCGACGACGACGUCAAAUGUCUCCGCGGCAUCAAGGACUCCCUCCACGACCCCGACGGUCGCCUCACCUCGUGGCGCUUCGACAACACCACCGUCGGUUUCAUCUGCGACUUCGUCGGCGUGUCGUGCUGGAACCUCCGGGAGAAUCGCGUCCUAGGUUUGCAGCUCCGUGAGUUCGGGCUCUCGGGUCGGAUCCCGGAAUCUUUGAAGUUCUGUGGGAAGAAUCUCCAAAAGUUGGAUCUUGCUACGAAUUCUUUCUCGCCGGAGAUCCCGCCUGAGAUCUGCACUUGGAUGCCGUUUUUGGUUUCGAUUGAUUUGUCUGGUAAUCAGCUUUCUGGGCCUAUUCCUCCCACGAUUGUGAAUUGUUCUUAUUUGAAUGACUUGGUGUUGUCGGAUAAUCAGCUUUCUGGGUCGAUUCCAUAUGAGUUUGGGAGUUUGGGUAGGCUUAGGAAGUUUUCUGUGGCUAACAAUAGGCUUAGUGGGACAAUUCCUGAUUUUUUCAAUGGGUUUGAUAGGGAGGGUUUUGAGGGGAAUAGUGACCUUUGUGGGGGUCCUCUUGGAUCCAAGUGUGGUGGGAUGAGUAAGAAGAAUCUUGCUAUUAUAAUUGCUGCUGGGGUGUUUGGUGCUGCUGCUUCGUUGUUGCUGGCUUUUGGGUUGUGGUGGUGGUACCAUUUGAGUGGGAAGAGGAAGAAGGGGAAGGGCUAUGGGCUUGGUGGUGUUGGGGAUGGUGCUGCUGCUGUUGGUGGUGGUGAUUGGGCUGUCAGGUUGAGAGGGUAUAAGCUUGUGCAGGUUAGUCUCUUUCAGAAGCCUAUUGUGAAGCUCAAGUUGGGGGAUUUGAUGGCUGCUACUGGUAAUUUCAGUGGGGAGAAUGUUCUCUUCGCCACCAGGACCGGGACUACUUAUAAGGCCGAUCUUCCGGAUGGCUCCACGCUCGCGGUGAAGCGGCUGAGUGCUUGUAAGAUUGGGGAGAAGCAGUUUGGGAUGGAGAUGAACCGGCUCGGGCAGGUUCGCCACCCGAAUUUGGCGCCAUUGUUGGGGUUUUGUGUGGUGGAGGAUGAGAAGCUGUUGGUGUAUAAGCACAUGUCGAAUGGGACAUUGUAUUCGUUGUUGCAUAAGAGUGGUGGUGGGGUGUUGGAUUGGUUGAUGAGGUUUAGGAUUGGGUUGGGCGCGGCGAGGGGGCUUGCGUGGUUGCAUCAUGGCUGCCACCCUCCCAUUAUACAGCAGAACAUUUGCUCAAGUGUGAUACUUGUUGAUGAGGAGUUUGAUGCUCGGUUGAUGGACUUUGGGCUGGCGAGGCUCAUGGCGUCGGACUCAAAUGGGAGUUUUGUGAAUGGGGAUUUGGGGGAGCUCGGGUAUAUAGCACCGGAGUAUCCAAGUACCUUGGUUGCUUCGUUGAAAGGGGAUGUGUAUGGGUUUGGGGUUUUGCUUUUGGAGUUGGUGACCGGGCGAAAACCUCUUGAGGUGAGCAAUGGGGAGGAAGAGUUCAAGGGUAGCUUGGUGGAUUGGGUGAAUGUGCAUUCUAGUUCGGGCAGACUCAAGGAUUGCAUUGAUAAAGCCAUAUGUGGAAGGGGACACGAUGAGGAGAUUCUGCAGUUUCUGAAAGUCGCUCUGAAUUGUGUGGUUUCUCGCCCCAAGGAUAGGUGGUCUAUGUACCAAGUUUAUCAUUCCUUAAAGACCAUAUCCAAAGACCACAGUUUCUCUGAACAUGAUGAUGAAUUCCCCUUGAUCUUUGGAAAGCCAGAAAAUGACACGGUGGCAUAGUUCUUGAGGAAGCAUGGCGGCAUGAGAAGAUGAUGAAAAUGUUCUUACACUGAAUUGCUAUUUUAUAGUGGAGAGUUCUCACAAUGGUACUGAUGUUUAUUAUGGCUUGAACAUUUCCUCCAAGGGUGACCCUAAUCAGGUAUAGUUGUAUUGUAUGAUAUAAUAAACUUUCUCUUAGGAUAGAUUUUAUGAGAUCUAUUUGUUUCUCUGUUUGUUGUAUGAAAAUGCAAUAUCUAAUGAUGUCCAAGAUGCUUGGAAUAUGCUUCGGAUUUGAAUCCUUAAAUAUGUCUGUCCUCAAAACCAAGAACAUAGGCGUCUACUUGUACUCUGUAAAAAGACAUCUAAUCAUGGUGUUUUGUUCAUCUAGAUCUAAUUGAUUGGGAAGUUUGAAGCAUUUAAUUUCUGUAUAAAUAAAUGAAGUCCUAGGUUUAUGCUGAAC